This is a messenger RNA of Exophiala oligosperma, 2277 nucleotides long. RefSeq lists its product as uncharacterized. Lineage: Eukaryota; Fungi; Ascomycota; Eurotiomycetes; Chaetothyriales; Herpotrichiellaceae. The transcript has 4 exons. The coding region runs from base 1 to 2277 and encodes 758 amino acids. Gene Ontology annotation, molecular function: DNA-binding transcription factor activity, RNA polymerase II-specific; zinc ion binding; DNA binding. Gene Ontology annotation, biological process: DNA-templated transcription; regulation of DNA-templated transcription. The record is from RefSeq and is a predicted model, not a curated record.
AUGGCUACUGCUGCCAGCCAGCAACAACCUCGCAGGGCCCGCGCGAGAGUUGUUUGCUUGCAGUGCCACGCCCGCAAACUGCGCUGUGACUACGAAACCCGAUUCAGAGACGGCCAUCAAUGCUGCCACAACUGCCUCGAGUCGUCGACCUUGUGCAGACCACGGCUCCCUAAACGGCGCAGAAAAGACGCCAGUAAUGCUCGAGAAACAACAAGUGCUUAUGCACCAAUCCGCCCCGCGGUGAGCAAUCAGGAGCACUCUCUCCAACCAACAACGUCCAUCCAUGACGACUCUGCAUUGGUCGACGUCGAUGUCGACAUGAACGGCUCAACCUUCCAGCAAGAGCAAUCAGGACAGCAGCCGCCGCAAGAAUCACUGCCUCCACCAACGCAGCAGCUUGCGCCACGACAAGUGACAUUCCCGCUUGGGCAUGAAAGGUCAUCAUUAUCAGAUGUUCAAGGCCCUGGUGCUGAAGAUGUCAGCCCCGAUGUUCCCUCGACCGUCUCGCAUGGUCGUUCACCAGCUGUAGGUUAUCUAGGCGGCAGUGGGCUGUUGAGACUUUUCGAACCAGACUAUCGAGGAAUUGCAGCAGCUACGACUACUAACGCCGACAAGCACCAACAUGGAGUGGGAAGUCAUCGUACACGUCUGAUGAUCGACGAUGAUGACAGCCUGCCUCCAGCUGAACUCCAGGAAAGCUUUGCAGAGACAUAUUUCAGCUAUUGCUGGCCUUGGUGCCCGGUCUUGGACAAGCAAACAUUCAACGGCGAAAGCGAUGGUAUCACUUCCCCCCUUCUCAUCAACGCGAUGGCCCUGUUGGGCAUGCAAGUGCGUCCACCCAUCAUGCAACACGCUAGAGCUAAAGACUAUUAUGACCGAGCGAAGAUGCUCUUCUACAUGGACGAGGAGAGUGACCCUCUUACAUGCCUGCAAUCUAUCAUGCUUUUUUACUGGUGGGCUCCGCGAGGGCCCUCCCAGGUACACAAGGAUGCGUCUUGGUGGUGGACAGGGAUUGCCAUCAAGUAUGCCCAACAGAUGGGUUUGCAUCGCGAACCAAGGAACGUGGAUGAUGUUGGUGGAAUUGAAGCACAAGGGUUGAGACGGAGAAUCUGGUGGACGCUCUUCGCCAGGGAACGUUUGACAGCGAUGUGUCAAGGGAGACCUCUCACUAUCAGCCCAGAAGAUUGUAACGUUAGAAAACCUUCGCUUGAGGAUUUUGGAUCAUCCUCAGAUGAUCCUCGCGCAGAGAUCUUCAUCUACUGGGUUCGUCUGUGCGACAUUAUCGGACGCAUCAGUCAACAUCUAUCACGUCCAACAGAGGGAGGACAGCCAUUUUCAUUCCCCACUGAGCUCGCUGAAGAACUCAUCGCCUGGAUCAACAGCCUACCUGUUCAUCUACAAUUGCCCGACAUGUCGGAUCGAUCGCGUCGGUUCGACCGGGAUGUCCUCAAACUUCACUUGCCGUAUCUGACCACUGUCACCAUCUUACACCUGAAUUGGUCAUCUCAACAUCCUUCACAGCCCUUUCCCGAAGCUUAUACCGCUGCUGUCCUCUCCGCUUCGUGCGUCACUCGUAUUUUCAGGGACCUUCUCUCCAGGGGAAAGAUUCGGUUCUUAGGUGCCAUAGCGUGUUGGCAUGUCGGUACGGCCAUUGUUGCUCUCCUGCAUACCCAACGCAUAGACACUCUGGCGGGCCCUGGAGCGAACGAUAUCAGUAUCCUCAGAGUCGCAUUGAACGAGUUAGCUAACCUAUGGCCAUCGACGGCUAUCUUUGUGAAGGGUUUCGAUCGACUCGGUGCCUUCGAACAUCUGGCAGAUACCCCUGGCAGAGCAAUUGGCAAACAAAAACAAAGUCGCCAAGACUCUCAACAGAAAGGCACAAGUGCUUCUCAGACGGCACAGAGGCAACAACAAGAGAUGCAUGGGAAUCCUUCUCCAAGCGGUAUGCAUUUAGCACCGAACGAAAACCCACCACUCCCACAUUCAUCCCUGCAGGAUGGCCAACUCCAGUGGCCCCACGGCAUCGACUGGCAGAGUUAUUUCCCACAUGUUACUCCUCGCACAUGUGGCCUCGCAGAUGUGUUAUUGGCUCAAGAGCAUCAACCCCCGAUGGACAUUUGGGGCGGGUUAUCUUCGCUGUCUUGGUUUGGCGCAGGAGAUACUACGGCACCGGCACAAUUCCAGAACCUGUUCGAUCCUACAGAUACGAUGUUGGACCCCUUUCUAGAGAAUCUGUCAUCAUUUUGCUGGAUGGGGGAAUCAGGUGGGACAAUUUGA